CUGCUCGCGCACAACCGCGAAGACCUUAAAGCGGCGCGAGCGAUGCUAGUCACGGGCUGAGAGGGGACAGACUCAACAGAAACACAUCUACCAAAUAUCGUCUUUUUUUCAACGGGUGAAGAGAACCACAGGGCAGCGAGCAUGUCGGUGUUAGCUCUCCAAGAAUAUGAAUUCGAGAGACAGUUUAACGAAGACGAAGCAAUCCGAUGGAUGCAGGAGAACUGGAAGAAGUCAUUUCUGUUCUCCGCGCUGUAUGCUGCCUGUAUCCUGGGGGGCCGUCAUGUCAUGAAACAAAGGGAGAAGUUUGAGUUGAGGAAACCUCUGGUGCUAUGGUCUCUCACCCUUGCUGUGUUCAGUAUAUUUGGUGCCAUCCGUACUGGAAGCUACAUGAUGUACAUUCUGAUGACGAAAGGGCUUAAACAGUCUGUCUGUGACCAGAGCUUCUACAACGGGCCAGUCAGCAAGUUCUGGGCAUAUGCCUUUGUUCUUAGUAAAGCACCUGAACUGGGUGACACUCUCUUCAUCGUCCUGAGGAAACAGAAGCUCAUCUUCCUCCACUGGUACCACCACAUUACCGUACUGCUCUACUCCUGGUACUCAUACAAAGACAUGGUGGCUGGCGGCGGAUGGUUCAUGACCAUGAACUACUUGGUCCAUGCAGUCAUGUACUCUUAUUACGCCUUGCGGGCAGCUGGCUUCAAGGUGUCUCGCAAAUUCGCCAUGUUCAUCACACUGACCCAGAUCACCCAGAUGCUGAUGGGCUGUGUGGUCAACUACCUGGUGUAUUCGUGGAUGCAGCAAGGCCAGGAGUGUCCAUCCCACAUGCAGAACAUUGUGUGGUCCUCCCUGAUGUACCUCAGCUACUUUGUGCUCUUUGUCCAGUUCUUCUUUGAAGCCUACUUCGGCAAGUCCAAAUCAUCGGCUAUGGCUCUUAGCAAGAAAAGCGAGUAGAAAAAUGCCAAAGGAUGGGCGAAAGGGAGAUGAUUGGAUAAAGAUAAGGGAGUGGGAAAUGGUGAGUGGGACCAAUGAGUUGAGGGAUGAAUGGGUUAGGAUGACAGGUUUGGCUCGGGGGCUGGGGCAUUUGGGAUAUGGUGGGGGUGGGAGGAUCAUGAAAUGGUUGGUGUUUGUGCUUGAGCAUUACUACUAAUGUGCAGAUCUAAAAAAAAAAAAAAGAAAAAACAAAAGAACCUCAUUGGAGGUGAUGUCUCUCUUGAGGAAUCCUGAGAAAGCAGCGCGACCAUGAUCAAAAGCCAUCUCAAGUUUUAAACUUCCCCGUAUCAGUAAAUACUUUUUAAAACCUAAAAUAUGUCAAAUUAAAAAAGAUUACAUCUGCCACGAGCAUCUUUAUUUAUUAUUGGGAAAAAAAAGGUACAUAUGAAGAUGGAUGGUGUCAGAAUUAACGUGACCCAUCUGAGUUUUUGUCUGUUAGUGUUUAUUGUUUUGGUUUAAUCUGUAAAAGAUAAAGUUGGAGACACUGGUGAGUGAGUGAAGCUGAAGUGCUUGUGGUCUGAGUAAACUGAUGGGGUGAACAGCACUGAAUCGUCUUUGUCUUACAUUGUGAAAUGUAGUAAUUUUCUCAGGUCUUAGGCCAUGUUUCACUUAAUAUUAUAUGCAUAUCAAAAAAAACAAAACAAAACAAACAUGUUCAACACCUGCUCCAGUUUACAGUAUGGCUGAAUUUCUUCCAGAAUGGCUGAUAAUUGAAAAAAUAAAAAAGUAUGAAUGACAGAACAAGGCUGAUUGGAAUGACAGACUAAGAUGAACAUACUGCACCUGGCCUUGGUUGGAAACGGAUGCUGUCAGUGCUCUGCUUCACCUCUCUUCUUGUGCUUGCAGAAGUUGCCGACCACACUUUGGGAAAUUGCCAUUGAAUUUCUAACACAUUUGUGUUAAAGGGUCCCUACCAGUUUGUUGGACACUGAAUGCAUAAAUGAAAGGCAAACAUAUUCGUGUUUUGCACAUGGAAAAAAAAAAAAAAAAAAAAAUCCAACAUACAAAUUGUCAAAAUCUGCUGUAUUGAAAAAUAGUAUGUAUCCUUACUGGUGUCUGUUGUGCUAUUGUGCAUUUGCGCUAUUUCACUGUCAGAAAACAAUUGUUGCUGAGAAACUUAACAUGUGAACAAAGUGUGCAAAAAAAUUGACCUGUGGUGUUUAUUUUUUUUUUGUCUGUGUUCUCAUGACAUUGCUGAUAUAUUAGUUAAACAUCAGUUUCUUGGUGCUAAAAGUAACAACGCAUUUUAAUGCUGAGCUAGAAGUUUUUCUAGUUAGAGAAGGGCCAGAACAAAUUCAAUUCAAGAUAGCCAACAUACUGUCCACCAACCAAAUCACUAAAGUCAGUGUGUGUCAGUGUUGGAUACAGGUUGUUGGUAAAUGACUGAUGACUAAAGAAUAAUUUGAAGUAAUGAGCUUCUAAAAGUAAAAAGAAGAAAGAGUCCUCACUUUUUCACUUUACCUCCCUCUAGUGGUGUUUUGUGCAAUAAAGCUUUAGACUAAUUCAUCCAUCCAUUCAUUAAGACCUUUCAAAGAACUUGCAUUCUGUGUUGUAAUAAACUAGUUUCUUUCUUUC
Molecule: messenger RNA, 2565 nt
Organism: Melanotaenia boesemani (Boeseman's rainbowfish)
Lineage: Eukaryota; Metazoa; Chordata; Actinopteri; Atheriniformes; Melanotaeniidae
Gene: elovl6
Product: ELOVL fatty acid elongase 6
Exons: 4
Coding region: 142-951 (269 amino acids)
Biological process (GO): fatty acid elongation, monounsaturated fatty acid; fatty acid elongation, polyunsaturated fatty acid; sphingolipid biosynthetic process
Cellular component (GO): endoplasmic reticulum; endoplasmic reticulum membrane
Molecular function (GO): fatty acid elongase activity
Source: RefSeq, a predicted model, not a curated record